Molecule: messenger RNA, 363 nt
Organism: Brugia malayi
Lineage: Eukaryota; Metazoa; Nematoda; Chromadorea; Rhabditida; Onchocercidae
Product: repeat motif-containing gene, putative
Exons: 2
Coding region: 1-363 (120 amino acids)
Source: RefSeq, a predicted model, not a curated record
AUGGCAUUCGAAAACUUCGGUUUUAACUCAAUACCGUCCUUGCUUGAAACUAUUCAGCAACACAUUGUUGAAAUUGAUGCGAAAAACGAAGAGCUUGAAGAAAAGAUAUCGGAGUUUGAGCAACGCGCCAGAAUGGAUGUACCGAAUAACCAAGAAACACCGGAAAACAUGCAGCAAAAUCAGUCGGAUGGUAGUGAUUCGGAUGAAGAAAUUGAAGAAUUCCUGCAUGAGUUGUACGCAUUUAACGGCGAAACGGGGCCGAGCGGACUAUCACCAGCGGAUGCAGCGAAUGCAACGAAUGCAGCGGAAGCAGCGGAUGCAGUGGAUGCAGCUAAUGCAGCGGAUGCACAAAAUCAUCAGUAG